Molecule: messenger RNA, 1989 nt
Organism: Schizosaccharomyces cryophilus OY26
Lineage: Eukaryota; Fungi; Ascomycota; Schizosaccharomycetes; Schizosaccharomycetales; Schizosaccharomycetaceae
Product: F1-ATPase beta subunit Atp2
Exons: 1
Coding region: 83-1657 (524 amino acids)
Biological process (GO): proton motive force-driven mitochondrial ATP synthesis; proton transmembrane transport
Molecular function (GO): ATP hydrolysis activity; ATP binding; proton-transporting ATP synthase activity, rotational mechanism
Source: RefSeq, a predicted model, not a curated record
CGGACAUAGGACCAUAUGGCUUGUUACAUGGAUUAUAAACUCACCCUUCGCACACGAUCGGAAGAAACCUACCGCUUACAAGAUGCUGAAGAAACAGGCGCUUAGCGGACUUCGCCAGUUUUCUUUAGCAACAAAAUCCCCCUUUGUUACGAACAGAUUACAAAACUCUAAAAAAUCAUGGCUAAAUGCCGCAAAAUUUGCAAGCCUUAGAUGUGCUUCUACGGAAGCCGCUAGGAAGAACAAGGGUACCAUUAAACAAGUUAUCGGUGCCGUUGUUGACUGUCAUUUUGAAAAUUCUGAAUCUUUACCUAGUAUUUUGACCGCUUUGGAGGUGAAUAUGGCCGACAAGCGUGUUGUAUUGGAAGUUGCCCAACACGUCGGUGAAAACACCGUCCGUACUAUUGCUAUGGAUGGUACUGAGGGUUUGGUACGUGGUACCGAUGUUAUUGAUACCGGUGCUCCCAUUAGUGUUCCCGUCGGUCCUGGUACUUUAGGUCGUAUCAUGAACGUCAUUGGUGAGCCUGUCGAUGAACGUGGCCCCAUCGAUGCUGUCAAAUACUCCCCUAUUCAUGCUGAUGCUCCUUCUUUCGCAGAUCAAUCUACUACUCCCGAAGUUUUGGAAACCGGUAUUAAAGUCGUCGAUUUGCUUGCCCCUUAUGCCCGUGGUGGUAAAAUUGGUCUUUUCGGUGGUGCCGGUGUCGGUAAGACUGUUUUUAUUCAAGAGUUGAUCAACAACAUUGCUAAGGCUCAUGGUGGUUACUCUGUUUUCUGCGGUGUUGGUGAACGUACCCGUGAGGGUAAUGACUUGUACCACGAAAUGCAGGAAACCGGUGUCAUCAAAUUGGGAGGCGACUCCAAGGCUGCUCUUGUCUUCGGUCAAAUGAAUGAACCCCCAGGUGCUCGUGCCCGUGUUGCUUUGACUGGUUUGACUGUCGCCGAAUAUUUCCGUGACGUUGAAGGCCAAGAUGUCUUGUUUUUCAUUGAUAACAUUUUCCGUUUCACUCAAGCCGGUUCUGAGGUAUCUGCCUUGCUUGGUCGUAUCCCCUCUGCUGUCGGUUACCAACCCACAUUGUCCACUGAUAUGGGUGCUAUGCAAGAGCGUAUUACCACUACCAAGAAAGGUUCCAUUACUUCCGUCCAAGCUGUUUAUGUCCCAGCUGAUGACUUGACCGAUCCUGCUCCUGCUACUACCUUCGCUCACUUGGAUGCUACUACUGUCUUGUCCCGUGGUAUUUCUGAGCUUGGUAUCUACCCUGCCGUUGAUCCUCUUGACUCCAAGUCUCGUAUGAUGGAUCCCCGUGUUAUUGGUGAGGGACACUACAAGCUUGCUGGUGAUGUCCAACAAAUGCUUCAAGAAUACAAGUCUUUGCAGGAUAUCAUUGCUAUUCUUGGUAUGGACGAAUUGUCUGAAGCUGACAAGUUGACUGUUGAACGUGCUCGUAAAAUUCAGCGUUUCAUGUCUCAACCCUUCGCUGUCGCUGAAGUCUUUACUGGUAUCGAGGGACGCUUGGUUUCUUUGAAGGAUACGAUUCGUUCCUUCACUGAAAUUGUUGAGGGUAAGCACGACUCCUUGCCCGAAUCUGCUUUCUAUAUGGUUGGCUCCAUUGACGAUGCCAUUAAGAAGGCUGAGAAGAUUGCCCAAGAGCUUAAGGAGUAAACAAACGUGGAAUAAAUUUUAAAAGUGUUCCACUUGUAUGUUUAUUAUGCUUAUGUCUACGCUCAUUUAACAACUAGGCAUAUCGUGAUAUGUCCUUCUUGAUCAAAUUAAUUAACUAACGUCUGAUGACAUUCUAUCUUUUUAACAGAUAUCUGACUUUGAUUUUACUUUUUACUAUCCUUCCUCUUCUCAUCAGCAGCAGACAGUUAUAAUGCUUUUUUCUCUGAUAUAUGUAGUAUUCAAAAAUGAUACUUGUUUUCAGAGGAUUCUGGUUUAGUAGCGUGCUAGUAAUAUUAAACGUAGUGAGUGAUUCAAGUAUCGCUUUGAAUGAA